AGAAAGCUUUAUACGAAGCCCUUCAGAAGGUUAAAGCAGAAUUGAUGGUUCUGGGAUUCAUAUCAUUAUUACUCACAUUUUGUCAGAGUUACAUUGUCUCCAUAUGUAUUCCUCUGAAACUGGCAGAUACAAUGUUGCCCUGUGCCUAUAAGCCCAUAAAAGGAACCCACACCCACAACGCAGGAGGACAUCACCGUAGGCUCUUAUGGUAUGAGCGUAGAAGGUUAGGAGGAGGUUCCGAUUUAGUUGAAUGUCAUGAGGGAUUUGUGCCUCUGAUAUCUGGUCAAGGAUUGCAUCAACUUCACAUAUUCAUAUUCUUUUUGGCAGUGUUUCAUGUUAUGAGCAGUUGUAUUACCAUGGCCCUCGGGAGAAUGAAGAUUCGUAGGUGGAAAGACUGGGAAGUGGAGGCUGUGAAGAACAGCAAGAAUGAUGAGCAAACUGAUGCUUCAAAGUUUCGAUUGACUCAUGAGACGUCCUUUGUGAAAGGACACAACAGUUUUUGGACGAAAAAUCCCAUCCUUUUUACCAUUGUUUGCUUCUUCAGACAAUUCUACAGAGCUGUUCGAAGAUCAGAUUACUUGGCAUUGCGUCAUGGAUUUGUUAGUGUUCAUCUUGCACCUGGAAGCAAAUUUGAUUUUCAAAAAUAUAUAAAAAGAUCUUUGGAAGAUGACUAUAAGGUAGUUGUUGGUAUAAGUCCUUUGUUAUGGGGAUCUGCAGUCUUGUUCCUGCUUCUUAAUGUUGAUAGAUGGGAUGCUAUGGUCUGGUUGUCUUUCCUCCCUCCAAUUGUGAUCUUGUCAGUUGGAACGAAACUUCAGGCAGUCAUCACUCGGAUGGCCGUUGAAAUCACAGAAAGACACGCGGUCGUCCAAGGAAUUCCUCUUGUCCAAGUUUCGGAUAAAAAUUUUUGGUUUUGUUGGCCACAGCUCGUUUUGUAUCUCAUCCAUUAUGUCAUCUUUCAGAAUGCUUUCGAGAUCACGUAUUUCUUUUGGAUAUGGUAUGAGUUUGGUGUCAAAUCUUGCUUCCAUUCAAAUUUUACCAUGACUAUUGUCAGAGUUUGUCUUGGGGUAGGAGUUCAAUUUAUGUGUUGCUACAUCACACUCCCGCUAUAUGCCCUCGUAACGCAGAUGGGAUCAACAAUGAAGAGAUCAAUAUUCGAUGAGGAAACAUCAAAGGCUCUAACAAAGUGGCGUAAGAACGCCAAGAAGAAAAACGAUGGCAAACCAGCAGCUAUGCCAACCCAAAAGCUUGGGGGUACUGUCAAUGAAGAUCUUCAUGUAAAAGAUGAUGAUCACGAUCACAAUUAUUCACAUGAUCAUCCAUGAUCUUGACUUGUAACAUUUUCCAGGACUUUUGGUCAAAAUGAUGAAUUUCAAGUGCAAAAUUUUGUUGCAGAUGGUAGAGUUAAAUGAGAGCAAAGGAAAAAACAUGAUUCCAGUGUGCAGGAAUUGUACUAACUUUUUGAUAUUUAAAAUAAAACAACCAAAU
Molecule: messenger RNA, 1485 nt
Organism: Amaranthus tricolor (Joseph's coat)
Lineage: Eukaryota; Viridiplantae; Streptophyta; Magnoliopsida; Caryophyllales; Amaranthaceae
Product: MLO-like protein 8
Exons: 14
Coding region: 45-1322 (425 amino acids)
Biological process (GO): defense response
Cellular component (GO): membrane
Source: RefSeq, a predicted model, not a curated record